AAUUUUACAGCUCUUCGCCGCGUUUGCUGCUCGCUGAGGGAAAAUAAAAUUAACCAGGAGCGCAAAAACGCACCUCGCAAAUUAUCUGCGCGUUAGCCAGACCAACGGGAUCGAAAAGGCCCGACUUCCAUGCAGUGAGCUACCAAAGAGGCCCAGGAAUUGUUUUAGUCACAUCUCAAAAAUCCCGCAGAGGAGCAACGUUUCCAAUAAGCAAGCAUACAUAAAUGGUUUCUACUUUUAUUGGUCUAUUAGACAUUCAAUCAUGGUGGGAGAUACCGUGUAUUUCGCAUUUCUGUUCAUUGUUUAGUUCCGCAUUUGAUCUGCCCGACAUCGACAUCGAGGACCUCGAAUCGGCGCUGCUCUCCGAUGGUACCAGCGAUGAGGAUCAGGUCGCCUUAGUGCCCGAGUUAAUUGUGCGCCUGCUCAAGGGCUGCGAUGCGCUACAGUCGGUAGCCAAGGAAAUCACACACAGCAACUAUCAGAUGUUCUUGCGUCGCUUCCUGCGCCAACAGUGUCGCCUGCACCAGACCGAGAACCACUUUGACACGGACAUUGACUUCCAGUCGCUGCCCGUGCGCAAGCGUCUGCACAUCCUGCACGAUCUGUGCCACUUCCGCCUGGACUCGGCCGAUGUGCAGGUCAUUCUCAGCAAUCUAGAGGCGGACAGUCUGCGCGUGGAGCCUUUGGGGUACGACGCCAAGAACUCCGGCUACUGGUACUUCUACGGCACUCGUCUCUAUCGCGAGGACAAAGCGGCGGCAGCGUCCAGCUCGGCAUCCGGUGGUGUCGGCGGAUCCUCAGCCUUAUCUGGCGGAGCAUCAGGCAGCAAGGGCAUCGGCAGCAACGGCACCGUCUGGCAGGUUAUCUGCUUCACCGAGGAGGACUGGCAGAAUUUGGCCGCCAAGUUUAAGUCCUCGACGAACGCCAAAGAGCGUGAACUUUUUCACAUACUCGAUGACAACUUUCUGCCCAAGUUGCCGCAGCUUUUCCGCGAGCGUGAGCGUUUGAGGCGCAGAAAACUGUUGCAAGUGCGCAACUCCAGUCGCAUUCGUAACAUCGCCGAGCUAAAGGCGCGCCAGGAAGAGGAACGCCAGCGGCGCGAACGGGAGAAUCUUUACCAAGAGCGGCAAAACGCGCACUGGUUGGCACCGCCGCAUCAGCAACAACAGCAGCAGCAGCAACAACAACAACUACAGCAGCAGCAGCAACAACAGCAGCAGCAAUCGCAGCAGCGCACACGCAGACGGUCCCAAUCAACAUCGACAAAUAGUGGUAUUUCAACCUACGCAAGCUCCCUAAGACGAACAACCACAACUAAUUCGAGCGAAUUUCUGUGCCACAGGGAAACCUUCUGCCUCUCGCCAGAAAACGAAGAAGACGACGACGACAACGACGAGGCCCUCGACGCGGAGCAACAGCAGCAAAGUCAGCCAGCACAGCAUCCGCACGAGGAGGAGCAGCAGGAACCGGAGGAAUUAUUAGCUGGCUCAGCAUCUGACGAAGAUCUUUCGGGCGAGCGAAAUCCCGAAACGCCGAAAUCGCAAACGGCGGCAGAAUUAAAGAGCAAGAGUAGUCAUCACCACCAUCAUCAUCACCACCACAAGAAGAAAAAGUCGGGCAAGAAGCAGAAAAAGCGCCACCAUCGAGACAGAGAUCGUGAGCGGGACCGCGAACACCACCAUCAUCAUCGGCGUCGACACAAGCAUGCUUCAGAGGCGGACGAAGGCGAGGACGACAACAAUAACCACAACAGUAACAGCAAUAGCAACAGCAACACCAAUAGCACCAGCAGCAACAACAGUGUCCAGCCGAAGCGACGACGCAGUGGCCACCAGCAACCUCAGCAGCCAGAGGCACCGAAACCCACAACUUCUCUAAGUCCCGAGGACAAGGAGAACUUUUGCAGGCAGCUGCAGCUUCUGGACACCAAUUCGGCGGCCAUUGCGGUGGCCACGAGCAUUGCCGAUCUCAGUCUGCCAUCGCCGGUGGCACAUGAGAGCGAAACAGAGCAGGGCGAUCGGGUGGAUCAGCGGGCCACAGCAGUACCAGAGCCACGAACAAUAGCUCCUUCGAUGGCGCCUGCGGCGAAUGUUAAGUUGCCCGGCAGGCAGACAAAUAACUCGCUGAGCUCGCUCACUGGUAACAUAUUCAUACCGGGCGGAAGUGCUCAGCAGCAGCAACAAACGCAACAGCAGCAGUCGCAGGAACCGCAGAGCAGCAGUAGCAGCAGCAGUGUCUCCACCACGACGGCCAGCACGGUGCGUUCCAAGAAACAAAAGGCCGUGCUCAACAAUAGCGGGAGCAGCAGCAGCAGCAAAGUGGCGGACAAGGCGGACCGGAACUUGAGCAAGGCGGAGGCGGGCAAGUCAAAGAAGUCGGCGGCUGGCUCAUCGGCGUCCUCAUCGUCCAGCAAGGCGGAGCGAAACAGCGGUGCCUACUCGGACAAAAGUGGCGAUGACCAUGUAAAUAGUAGCAACCGUAGCACCACCAACAACAACAGCAGCCUUAACAACAACAACCAUAAGCACGCGUCGCACCACAGUCACAACAACAACAACAACAACCACUCAACGACGGCAUCGGCAACAACAACAGCAACAACGACAACGUCGCAGGGAUACCAUAAUAAUUCGAAUCAUAAUCAUAGUCAAAACAAUCACAGCCACCAAACCUCCCACUCACACCACACCCACCACCACCAUCACCACCACCACUCCAGUAAUAAUAACAGUAACAAACACAAAUCCAAAUCGCACCACUCCCUAACCCACAACAACAAUAAUCACACAACAAAUGCAGCAAGCACAUUACAACACCACCCAGUAACCACAAACAACAAUUCAACGUACAACUCCUCCAAUCAUGCGAAUAUUCUUAGCUUUACCGAAACGGAGGAGGUCCUGCAGAUCGGAAUGCACAAGGUGCUCGUCUACGUGAAGAACCAUCGCGAUGCCUGGCCAUUUGUGGAUCCUGUGGAAGAGGAUAUUGCACCGCGAUAUUACUCGAUCAUCAGGAGACCCAUGGACCUGCUGAAAAUGGAGGAUAAGCUGGACAGCGGGGAAUAUCACAAAUUCAGCGAAUUUCGCAACGACUUUCGCUUGAUUGUCAACAACUGCAGAUUGUACAAUGGGCACAAUAAUGAAUAUACGGAGAUGGUUAACAAUCUGCAGGAUGCUUUCGAGAAGGCCACCAAAAAGUACUUUGAAAACCUCUCCGACGACGAGGACGAUGAUCCCAAUCUGAGCUACCCCGCCGCCGACUCCAAAAUGAACGUGUUUCGCGAGAAGUACUUCAGCAAGAAGGCCAAGGAGGAAACGGAGAAGGAUGCGCCAGGACGGCAGGAAAGCAGUGCCGAAGACGAUCUCAGCGAGAUCGAGCCGGAGGCAACGCAAAAAGCCCAAAAGCGCAAGCGUAAGGAAAAAGACAAAAGACGAAAAAAGAAAACCAAAAGCAAGGCGGAUGUGGAAACGGAUGAUGAGGAUUUGGAGCCCAAAAGGGAACAAACUCCGCCGCCAACACCUCCUUCGCAAGCAACUAAGAAAAGCAAGACGGGCAAGGUGGCCAAAGAGAAAGAUAAGGAGAAAGAAAAGGAUAAGGACACCAGUUCCUCGAAGCGGGGACGCAAGACUAAGGGCGAGAAGUCCACAUCCAAGCCGAGUAAACAGCAGCAAAAGACCAAAAAAGGGGCCAAGAAAUCGGCGCCCGAAUCAGAGAUUGAAUCGGAUGCAAGCGACAGCCGUGAGAGCGAGGACUAUAGCGAUGACGACCAAAUAUCGCUGGCUAAAACCAAAUCCCUGGUAAAACCCACAGCUCGAACGAUAGCCGCUCAGAAGAAGAAGUCCGUUCCCGCAGAAUCCAAAGUAAAGAUGCCCACACCAGUCAAACGCCAAGUAAAAGGCAAGGGCAAAGGUGGGCGCAAGGCGAAGAACGACUCUCUGGACAGCGAACAAUCGGAUAUGGAUGUGAAGAAACAGCUGCCACCAACGGCAGCUGCUGCUUUGGCUGAAUCCGCCGCCGAGCUGGAGGAAGAUGACGAUGAUCAGCCUGCGGAUGAAGACGACGAUGAGGACGGCUCGCGGUCGCGCAGCAUGUCGCCCUUCAAGGUUGAUCUUCACAAAAAAUACUCAAAAAGUGCCCUUAACGAUGAUCUCUCCGAGCUGCUAACCACGGUGAAGAAAGUUCCCACCGCGGAAACCACGAAGCUGAGUGCCCGGCACCAGGACGAAGCGAAUGAAGAUGCGAGGCGAUCCUUCCGAGAGUCUGACGGGGACUUUAAAUCCCUGAGCAGCAGUCGGGCCAGCUCCGAAGAGCGUCCGCCGGUGGCAAAGAAAGGCAAAAAGGGGGACAACUCAAAGAAGGACAAGGAGAAGAAGAGCAGGGAGAAAGACAAGGAUAAGGAUAAGGAUAAGGACAAAGACAAAUCCCGUAGCGCCAAGCACAAGAAGAGCAAAGAAGAAACUCCGGUAUCGGCGGCCGCUGCUGCAGUUGCAGCCGAGCAGGCCGAACUGGAGAUGCUGCUGCCCUUCAUGGACAAGUACGAUGUGAUUAAGUACCGACGUAGUCGUGCCGCCCUUAGCGGCUCCAGUGCCUCCAACUCGAUAGCUCCUUCCGAGGACUCCAAACCACCCAGCAACAAAAGCAGCAGGGAGAACAAAAAAGCGCCAGCUAAGCGGGAAAAGUCUCCUGAACCUGUGGAGCACAAACGCGGGCGUAAGAGCAAAGAUCAAAAGCGGUCGAAGGAGUCCGAUAAACCAGAGAAAACUGAAAAAGCCUCCAAAGCGGACUCCGAGAAGCACACCGAGAAGUCGAAAAAAGAGGAGCCACCCAGAGUAGUUGAGAAACCUCCAAGAGAAAAAUCACCUGCUCCGGUGGCGCCUUCGGAAGCGAUAAAAGAACCAGCUGCUCCCACUCCCGCACCCACAUCCGCACCUACUAAAUCAAAAGAAGCACCAGCGAAGGCGGCAGCCAAGAAAAGACCCGACAAACAAAUGCCGCCGCCGCCAAAACCUGCCGACAAACCAAAUGAAAAGGGUUCUGGCAAAAAGGCUUCCAGUAAGAAGGCAGCUCAAAAGGCAGGUCAACCGCAGACCAAUAACAAUACUAAUCUUGAAGCCUUGGAUGUGGAAACGGAGCAGACGCUGAAGGACAUAAAUCGCUGGCUGGAGCACACGCCACGCUUUACAGAAUUCAGUUCUGCUAGUAAUUCACCAUCGCGAUAUAAUCUGUUGGAUGAUUUCGACUCGGGAAUUGGUAGUAAAUUGGAUGCAGCAGAUUUUCGACGACCCGUGGCUUUGGCUGCUCCAAAAGCGGAGUUGGUGCCAACUAAACUGGCCGAGGCACUCAACGAUCUUGUGAGCGAUCCGAAGGAAGCGGCGAGCAAGUCGGAAUCCGAAUCGGUGGCACCCACGCCGAGCAGUGUGAGCAGCAGCUGUGGAACUCCGCCGCAUUCAAUGCACUCUGGAAAUUCCAUCGGCAGCACAUCCGCCACUGCAGCGUCCAGUUCGAACUGCUCGAAUAAUUCUAUGCCCACGCCCUUACCCGUGGCAGUCACGCCAACGCCUCCGCCUGUUACUCCAACACUGCUUCCCAUUCCCAAGCCAAAGGAGCCGAGUACCACUCAACUGCUGCUUAAUCCUCCACCACCGCCGCACAUCAAACAGCAACUGGCGAAGGAGGCCAAGCGGAAGUCGCUGAAGGAAAAGCAGGCGGCUCAAGCGGCCCAAGCUCAGCAGGUGAAAGCCAAGGCGAAUGUUAUGAGGACCAUCGAAAGGCUUCAGCCAGGCAAGGCCAAGGGCAAUCUGCUACAGAACGUGGCAGCUGGGAAGUCAACAGAGGAUAGCGGAGAUUCCCAUGCAGGAGUAAAUCCAGUAGCCACCAAGGUUAAGGAGCUGAAGAAUGCUCUCAUCACGGAAACCUGCGAGGGAGCGCCAAAGCUUAGUUUGGGUACGGUUCUUAAAACCCAGGACUUUUCCCUAGGGAAAACCCUUGAGGAAAUGUCAGGGAAAAAGGCGGCGGAUGAAGAUGACUCUUCGAAUACAAACAGCAAAUCGGAGACACCUUCGACACCCACAACACCAAAUAAAGAGCCACCCAAACCAUUUGAAGCUCUUUUGGAACUAAGCAAAAUAGGCAAAUCCUCCGAAGCGACAAAGCCCGAAGCGAGUCAAAAAGAGAAGCCCAAUCUUAGCGCCUGGCUGAAGGCUUUCGGUGGUCCAAAGGUUAGCAAGAAAUCCGAGGAGGAAGAAAAGCAGCAGACGCCUUCCCAGGAUCUUCAAGCCGACUCAAAGGUGGCUCCACCAGCUCAUUCGCCAGCUGGGGAUAACUUCUCCCUGCCAACGGUGAUGCGUCAACGGAAACCCAGUACAGGUAGCACAAACUCGGAGAGGAGUUCCUUCAGCCAGGAUCCGGAUUCGCCCAGAAUAGCCAUCGAUGAGCGGUAUGGAUCGUACGCAGCUGGUUCUUAUACCUCGCCAAUUGGUGCCUCUCCGAUUGGAGCGUCUCCCAUUAUGGUUUCCCCGAAGCCCAACGAUGAUAUGGGUAAACCAGCCUCGCCUUAUCCCCUGAAUGGAGCCAUCAAAGUCGGCUUCUAUCAGGACACCACGACCAAGAGCAGUCCGGACAAGAGUUGCAGUCCCAGGGAGAUGAACUCUCCGUAUCCCCAAUACUCCCAGCAUAUCUACUCAUCCGCCUCGUCGCCCAAUGUAUCCACUCCGGAUAUGAGUGGCACCUCUCCCUACGGAGGCGGAAACAGCUACAAUCCCUCGGGCUCUGAGGCGUCCAAGACUCCGGCCUACUCUUCCACAUCCCCGCUUCCCAUUUACGAUCAAUAUAAGCAGCCGCGCUCCCAGGAAUCGGAUUACAAUUCUUCAAUGAGUCCGAGUACCCCGAACCCCCAUUCGCCUUACCAGCAGCCGCAAAGUUCUCCGUACACCACGCCGCAGCAGUCUCAAUCGACGCACCCGUCGCCAUAUCAUGGCCAGUCGCCGUACCACCAGCAGCAGCACUCACCAUAUCAUCCGCCCGCGGCGCAGCAGCAACAGCAAUCCUCCCAGCCUUCCCACAGUCCGGCGGCCCAUCAGCAGGCGCUCAGUCCGAUGCACAGCAGUGUGGAGUCCCCGGCAUCGUCGGCAGCUACGCAACCACCUACACCACUGGCUCAAUCGCCGGCGGAGCAGCAGCACUCGCCGUACCAGCAACCCGUUUUGUCACCUUAUCAGCAGCCGCAGCAACAAGUCCAGCCGCCAGUGGUUCCUCCUGUUCAACCGCCAACAGCUUCUGUGGCUUCAACAGCUCUGAACAACAAUGGAUAUGCGCCCACUCAUGACAGUUACCAGCAACUUCAGCAGCAACAGCGAUCUUUGUACAAUACAGGCACUUUGAUUAAUCCCCUUCCGAGUUCCACAUCGGCAACUGCUUCUAUAACCAAACCAAACAACGAUUGGAGUCUGAAUCGCAGCCUGUUGCCCCCGAGCAUUACCAACACGGUUAAUCAGGCUGCCCAGCAAACCAACCAACAGCAGCAGCAGCCACAAAUGCAGACACCACAACAGCAGCAGCAACAGCAACAACAGGUGCUGGGACAUCAGCAGCAACUCAAACCAAAAUAUCCGACUUAUGCGCAGUAUCAGUCAACAAAUGCGGCAGCUAAUGCGGCGGCAGCAGCAGAUGCAGUGGACAAUUUGCAACAGCAGCAGCAAAAGAUUGUACCGCCAACCUACGGCAGUGAUAUGGCCACAUUUAUGCAGCAUCAAAUGCAGCAGCCACCCAAAACGGACACGCUUAUCAACCCUCUAAAACGACCUGGGGAGGAGAUGGGCAUGGAUUACAGUGGAAACGCGGCCAACAAAAUGCCAAAAAUAGACGAAACUGCCGCCCAGCAGCAGCAACCGCAGUUGCAGCAACAGCAGCAGCAACAAGCGCAGAAUCAAACGCAAUCCCUGCUUAACAAGCAACAGCAAAUGUUUAAUAGUUUUCUGGGUUCCAUGGCGUUUGGCAAACCAAUUGGCAACAUAGCGCCGGACAAGGCAUUUGAGAUGUACAACCGAGCAGCCGCCAUGGGCUUCCCCAAAGACUUUGCAAAAGACAACAGUUGCCAGCUGCAGCAGCAGCAGCAACAGCAAUCGCCACAAGUCGCGACCAACAAGCAGCAGACAAACCAACAACAACCGCAGCAACAGUCGCAGCAAACGCAGCCGCAUCUCACGCAGCUUCAGACGGCGCUAACUCAAAACUACCAGCAACAGCAGCAGCAAACACAGGCUCAAAAGCUCCCACAACAGCAACAACAGCAACAGCAACAACAGCAGCAGCCGCAACAGCAACAUAACUACCAGCAACAGCAGUCACAACUUAACCACAACUAUACGGCGCAGCAGCAGCAAUCAGCGGUUUCAGAUAAGCCGACCGCCACGCAGUCCGCAGUGGCUGCAUCUUCUGUGAGCGAUGCCAGCAGCAACAUGAUGCACCUGCCCUCAACCGCCCAUCAGCAUCACCUCAGCCAGACGCAUCACCUGGCCGCCUACAACAAACCAACGCCGCCUCCGCCGCAAACUUAUAGCAAUCCCUUGAUGCAAUCUAUGUUGGGCUAUGCCGGCAACUAUUUCGACAAAUCCAUGCCGCCGGCGGCGCAUAUGUACAGCGCUUCGAGUUCAGCGGCCACGGCCUAUGGCAAUCCGGCCCAGCAGCUGCCGGGUAACUAUGUUCCCGGCAACAACAAUCCCGCACACCAGCAGCAGCAGCCACAGCAGCAGCAGCAAGCUCCGCCAGUCGCCGCACCCGAAGUAAAGGCUCCAGCGAAAAGAGGAAGGAAGAAGAAGGCAGCCACGAUUGCAGCAGAAGCAGCGGCUGCGGCUGCCAAACAGCAACAACAACAACAACAGCAGCAGCAGCAGGCGCAACAACAGCAACAGGUGGCCGCCCAACAGCAACAGCAGCAGCAGCAGCAGCAACAGCAACAAGUGGCUGCCCAACAGCAGCAACAACAACAACAGGUGGCCGCACAGCAGCAGCAACACCAAGCCAUGCCGCAAUACAAUAUGCCGCAGUCAGUAGCCUCCGUUUCCGCCGCCGCUGCCACAAACAAUCAGCUGCAGGCGCAUGCGCAGGCGCUGCACCAAGGCUUCCAGUUGUACGCGGGCCUCAAAUCCGGAGGCGUUUCCUCGCCAGUGGGCAGUGCGGCAGCAACACCGGCCACCAGUGGAGGCACCACCAAUCAAACGGCGGCCGAUGCGGCAGCAAUUUCGCUUAAAACAUCAACUGGUGGAAUGGUGCCGGGCAGCGCUUUCAACUUUGCGCCAACGCCAGGAACCCUUGGAUUGUACGGAGAUCAAGCAGCGGCGGCCAGCAGUUAUCUGGAUCAGUUCCGGGAUGCACCCAAUCCAUACUACAUGCCACCGGCGCCGGCACACAGUGGACUGGCAGCGAAUCCGGGAGGAAAUGCAGCGGAUAAGAGCCAAAACCCACUGAACACGGCAGCCGGAUCGUAUCCCUUUCUGGCGGCGGCUCAUCCAUCUUCGAGGGCAGCGGCUGCGGCUGCCUAUCCGUUUGCGGAUCCCAACUCGCAGCUGUACCAGCAGUACCUGCGGCGGGACGACUUCCACACGCGGAUGAUCCUCAACCAGAGCCUGCUGGGUGGGCCGGCAGCGGCGGCGGCAGCAGCUGGAUAUGGACAACCGCCGCCACCGCCAUCCGCCUACCAGCGCGCCACACUGGGCAUGCCGAAGCCGUAUGACAUCAACAGGCAGUCAUGGUUUUAGCAGUACGCCAGUGCCGCCAACGUGGAUCUCCAAGGGGACGACCUGACGGGGGCGGCAACUGGAACAGCAUCGGGAUCAGCGGCAGCUUCAGCUUCGGCGGCAGCCACACAGCGAUGAGAGCGAAGGAGUCUACUGGCUUAGAAAGGUUUCAAACCCACAGGCAAAUUGGUUCCAAAGAGGUUAACAAGCACCUGAGUUUUCGUUUCGUUUGGCGGAAUUUAACUGAAGUUUAUAUUUUUUAAAGCAGAUCCCUGCAGAAUUUUUUAAAAUGUCUUCAAUAUUUAUAGUUUUAAAGUUUCGAAUUGUCUAAUUUGGCGAACCAUUUAAUCAGUUAACAACUUGUGAAAGCAAUUCCGAUUUGUGAGAACGGGAAAAGGUGAAGGUUUUCAAAAGGAAUCAACUUGAAUUUGCGCCAACAGUGCAGAGAUUAUUCAUUUAACAUGUGGUAAACGACUGGCUGCGUUUUUGUUUUGUACUGAUAUUUAAUAUUCAUUUGCGAGACUCGAAUUCCACUGCCCACCCCCUUUGGCUUUCCCUCGACUUUCAUAUUUUUGUAUUCUAUGACCACUUUCUUUUGUGCAAUGUUUCCUUUGACUGCAGUUGCGCCCUGGACUUUGGCCACGCCUAAUAAGCAAGUUUGUUGGUCUAUAGUUUGUAUCUUUUAGUAGUCUUUAGGUCGUAAGUCUUCUGUUAAUGACAAUUAAUUUUAAUAGGUGUAGCUAAUUAGGCCUCUAAUCUAAUUUAAUUGAACUUAAUUUGUUUUAAAUGCUUAACAAAAAAACUAAGCAGAAAGCGAAAGAGAAAUAAUGCAAAAAAAAUUCAAAGAAUUACUCUAAAGCUCCCCCUGACGAUAAUUAGAUUUUAGUUAUUUCCAGAAUUUAACUCGUAACUAUAGAACACGUGUAAAUUGACUACGAUUAUUAAUUUUAUUACUAUUGAUUAUGUACUAUGACUAAUAUAAACUAUUAUCGAUUCGUGCUGCGGGCGAUUUGUUGAAAUAUUUAUUAAUCCAACUAAACAAAGAGAUUCGCAACACACAACUAAAGCUGAACACAAAAUCGAAGUGAGGGAAGCACUUUUAGUUUGUAGAACGCCAAGCAGAUGUAUAAAUUUUUGUUGAAUAUGCUAAGUAAUUGAUACGGUUUAAACGUUAAGCCCCCCCAUCAAGAAAAUAAACCAAUGUAAACCCACAGAGCUCACAUAUGUGCAACAUUCCGCCUCGACCAUCUCCCCCUCCCAUCCCCAAAAACCAUUUGCUGUAUAUAAACAAGAAGAACAAAACCAGACAAGUGAAAACUUUUCUCGUUUUUACACAUCUCAAAUUGUAGCUUUAAACGAUGUAAAAAAUCGAUCGAUAUAGAUUUGACGAAAAGCAAAACAAUUGAAAUUUAUGAAAUAUGAAUGAAUAAGUGUCUUAGUCGCCAAUAAGAGCGAACAGAGCAGAUGAAACGAGAAAGAAACGCAUUAACCGAGCGCCCAUAAUAACAUAAAUAAAUAUAUAUAUAUAUAUUAUAUAGUGAAAACAAUAAACAAGAGAACCCGUA
This is a messenger RNA of Drosophila ficusphila, 11299 nucleotides long. RefSeq lists its product as uncharacterized. The record is from RefSeq and is a predicted model, not a curated record. Gene Ontology annotation, molecular function: protein binding. Gene Ontology annotation, cellular component: CERF complex. Gene Ontology annotation, biological process: chromatin remodeling. Lineage: Eukaryota; Metazoa; Arthropoda; Insecta; Diptera; Drosophilidae.